Molecule: messenger RNA, 2574 nt
Organism: Mesoplodon densirostris (Blainville's beaked whale)
Lineage: Eukaryota; Metazoa; Chordata; Mammalia; Artiodactyla; Ziphiidae
Gene: PALM3
Product: paralemmin 3
Exons: 5
Coding region: 265-2376 (703 amino acids)
Biological process (GO): Toll signaling pathway; response to lipopolysaccharide; negative regulation of cytokine-mediated signaling pathway
Source: RefSeq, a predicted model, not a curated record
CCAGACUUGUGUUCCGCCCCCGGCGCGGUUUGCAGUCCCGGGAGUCCCGGGAGCCCCCGGGAGCCCGGCGGAGGAGGGAGGGAGGGAGGAAGGGGGGAAGGCGGCCCCGCCCGACCCCACCCGGCCCGCGGGCAGCUCCGGGUCCUCUGUGCGCAGGAGAAGCGGCGGCUGCAGGAGGAGAUCAGCGCCGCGCGCCGGGAGCUGGAGGAGGAGAAACUCCGUGUGGAGCGGCUCAAGAGGAAGUCUCUCCGGGAACGCUGGCUAAUGGACGGGGCAGCUGAAGAGCCAGAGCAGCCCCAGGACCCCGCCUCACAGGACCCCCAGUCACCUGAGGACCAGGCUCAGGCCCGCAUCCGGAACCUGGAAGGCAGCUUGUUCACACUCCAGUCCCAGCUGCAGCUGUUACAAAGUGCGUCCACAGGUGCCCAGCACAAGCCCGCAGGCAGGCCCACCUGGCGCCGACAGGGUCACCGUCCUCUAUCCCAGUCCACCGUGGAGGCAGGUCCUGCAGGCCAGACUGAUCUAAACAAGAGAGACUCCAUACCAGCCGGACCAGUGGGCACAUACCCAGAGUCCCCCUCUAAGUCCAGAGAUGAGUCUGUCGGGGUUCCACCAGCCCCAAGGAGGAUCCCUGGGGCAGCAGGGGCCUCCUCAGAAGCCAAUGGCCCCUGCCCUGGAUCCAGCCCCCUUCCAGAGCAGGUGCCGAGUCAGGAAGUGGCAGCAUCUGACGGGGAAGUGAAUGAGGCCAAAGGGGGAGGCACGGUGAAGGUGGUCUGGGAGGGGCUAAGGGCCACAGAGGACUGUACCAUGGGGGCCACAGGCCCAGAGCUGGAGGCUAAGGUGGAGGAGAUGGUCAUGGAGGCCAUCGGGGACAGACAGGAAGCCGGACGCCGAGAGCUCCCUUCGUGGGUCAGGGAGGACAGGGGUAUCGUGGAGGUGGUCUGGGAAGGGGUGGGAGGCACAGAGGGCAGCGACUCAGAGGCCACGGGGGAGGCGGGCAGAGGCCUGGAGGCUGCACAGACCAGCUCACUGAGGCUCCAGGAGGGACCGGGGGGAGCAGCUUCUGGAGAAGGGGAAGAUGCCCCCAGGGGCAGCCCUGAUGGUGAUGGGCAGGGGGGCUUUGGAGGAGAGGAGGGGUCCUUCAUUUGGGUGGAGAGAGUGACCCUCAGUGAGCAGUGGGAAGAGCUGGUGGUGGAGGGGUUGGAAGGGCCAAAGGCACGGGGAAGGGAGGGAAAGGAUGAGAGUCCACUGGGCGCAGGCAGCAGAGGCGGGGAGGAAACGUGGGAGGCAGAGAGGAGGUGGGCAGAGGAAUCAGCGGGGAAGAGAGGAAGUGAGGGAAAGGCAGGCGCGGAGCCAGAAGGAGCAGAGAUGUCACUGGUGGUGGAGAGGAAAGGAAGCGAGGAAUCCUUGGAGCCGGAGAGGAGGGGAGUUGAGGAAAAGGUGGAGACAGAGAUGGGAGGAGGUGACGAACCACUGUCGGCAGACAGAAAAGAAGUUGAAGGACCUCUGAGGGCAGAGAGGGAAAGAGGGGAGGAGCCGCUGGGAGUACAGCAGAAAGGAGGUGAGGAAAAGUUAGAGGCAAUUGAAGAACCAUUGGUGACAGAAAGGAAAGGAGGUGAGGAAUCACUCAUGGUAGAGAGAAUAGGAGGUGAGGAAGCAUUGGAGGGAAAGGAAAAAGGAGAUGAGGAACCACUGAAGGUAGAGAGAAUGGGCAGUGAGCAGCCGUCGGAGGCAGAGACAAAAGGAGAUGAGGAACCACUGAAGGUACAGAGAACGGGCAGUGAGCAGCCGUCGGAGGCAGAGACAAAAGGAGAUGAGGAACCACUGAAGGUACAGAGAACGGGCGGUGAGCAGCCGUCGGAGGCAGAGACAAAAGGAGAUGAGGAACCACAGAAGGCAGAGAGAAAGGCAGGUGAAGAGCCAUUGCAGACAGAGAAGACUCAAGGGGUUGAGGAAGAUCUGAGUCCAGAAGAGCAGAGAGAGUCAGGAGGAGGAAAGGAAUGUCAGGCAGAGGAAGUGAGUGAGGAAGUGGCUCCCCUGGGGGCCAAGGAGGAGCCAAGGCCCGAGGAAGAAGGACAGCAGCCCCAGGAGAAGCAGGAAGGCUCCCCAGAAGCAGAAGCAGUGAAGCCCCAAACCUCUGAUGAGGGCCAGGACCCCUCUGGGGAUGCCACCCCCCUCCUGGCAGAGACCCCAGCUCAGGAGCAGCCUGCUGAGUGCCAGCCACUGCUUCAGGUGGAGGAGCCCAGGGCCAACCCCAGUGCCCACACUGUGCCCACCUACGCGCCUGCCCGGCAGCCGGAGCCAUCUGCCCCUCCUGAGGGCGAAGAGGCGAGCGGCCCUAAGCAGAAGACGUGCCAGUGUUGUGUGGUUAUGUGAGCCCACGCCCUCUACCCCACUCCCAGCUCCUCACAGCUACCUCGGCCUCUUGGCAUCAGCAGAUGGUCCCAGGCGCAGACAGGGCACCACGGAACUAGUGGUGGCACCUGGGAGCCAGCUGGUCCACAUGUCCAUCUCCACCUGGGCUUCUGGACCCCUUGCACACUGCCUGUGACCCUGGCCCCCUUCUGUGACAAA